CAAAAUGUAAACAAUCAAUCGCAGGGGAGUGUUGAGUUACGCCGCGAGUCAUGGACGAGUCACAGUGUGUUAAACUCUCUUUACAACACUUUGUGUCGGCUGAACUUCACUACGGAGCUGCUACGAGGCUGUGAGUGAGGGGGAAAGAAACAGCUGAGAGACGAAGCAGCUUUAAGAUUUGUAUGCAGUGUGGGAAUGGGUUCCCUCCCUCGCUGGACCAAAUGGAGAAUAAAGGGAGUGACGAGGUGGAAAAAUUGAAGACAAAGUUCUUGUCAGUGUGGCACAAUGUGAAGUACAGUUGGGCUCUCAAAUCCAAGACCUCAUUCAGUAGAAAUUCACCAGUGCUGCUUCUGGGAAAGUGCUACCAUUUCAAGGCUGAAGAUGACGAGAGUCUUCCUGAAGCCAGCUUUGAAUCCUCUGAUGAGGACUUUGUCAUGGGGAACGUGGAGGCUUUCCGGAAGGAUUUUACGUCCCGCGUGUGGCUGACCUACAGGGAAGAGUUCCCUCCACUGCCAGGCAGCGCACUGACCUCUGACUGCGGCUGGGGCUGCAUGCUGAGGGCCGGACAGAUGAUGCUGGCUCAGGCACUCACUCUGCACUUAUUGGGCCGAGACUGGACCUGGCCAGAGGCGCUGACACUCCAGCCUUUAGACACAGAGACCUGGACUACCUCUGCUGCCAAGCGUCUGGUAGCUUCUCUCGAGGCUUCUCUGCAAGGUUCCCCCGGGCCCUCGGAUCACGGACCCUCACCAGCAGCACCCCAGGCCCAGGCCCAGGCCCAGGCCCCUGGAUCUGCAGAGGAGGCAGACGCACACUUGAAGGAGAUGUACCACCGCUCUCUGGUGUCCUGGUUUGGGGACAGCCCCUCAGCUCAGCUGGGCCUCCACAGGCUCGUCCAAUUGGGCCUGACGAUGGGGAAGCAGGCGGGGGACUGGUAUGGACCAGCUGUGGUGGCACACAUCCUCAAGAAAGCUGUCGAGGAAGCGAUGGACCCUGGCUUGGCGGCUAUAACUGCCUAUGUCUCCCAGGACUGCACAGUGUACAGUGCUGACGUCGUCGAUUGCCACAGGGCACCAAGACCAGGGCAGGUCGACAGUGAGACAUCAGACACUCCUCCUCUCCCACAGAACGACAAACCGGCAGCGGCGACGGCAACAGCUUCAUCUGUGGAAGAAAACCGAGCCGUCGUCAUCCUCAUCCCCGUGAGGCUGGGGGGAGAGAAGACAAACCCCGAGUAUUUUGACUUUGCAAAGAGCAUACUGAGUCUGGAGUACUGCAUAGGCAUCAUCGGAGGGAAGCCCAAACAGGCCUGCUACUUUGUGGGAUUUCAAGAUGACAGCUUGAUUUACAUGGACCCUCAUUACUGUCAGUCUUUUGUGGAUGUCAGCACCAGCGAUUUCCCUCUCCAGUCAUAUCAUUGCCCCUCACCAAAGAAGAUGCCUUUCAGCAAGAUGGACCCAAGCUGCACCAUUGGUUUCUAUUCCAAAAGUGCUCAAGACUUUGAAAAAAUCAUGCAAGAGCUGUCUAAGGUGCUGCAGCCGUCAGCGAAGGAGAAAUACCCGGCGUUCACUUUCGUACAAGGUCAUGGCAGAGAUUACGACCUGUCGGCGGGCCUGACCCCGGAGAAGAGAGAGUGGCCCUUCAUCCGUGACCCGCGGAGGACGGUGACCACCGCCGGGGACUUUGUGCUGCUCUGACGGCCCCGUUCGGAGGCACUGUCCUGUUUUAAUGAAUCCACCUGAAAAGACUGAAGUUUAUUUAACUUUUUUUUUUUUUAAACUACAUUAAUGCGGUGUUUUGGAAACGUUGUUGCUGGGCAGUUACAGACAAAACGGUUGUCUAAGUUUUUUUUUUUUUCUUCUUCUCCUUAUUUGUCGCCCAGCAACGUUACCAUAGUGAAUAAUUUGUCCUGGAAGCCUCUGGACAUUUCUUCGGUGCUCUGCUGAAAAUAAUAACAUUCUUUAUAUACUACGCAUUUUGAACAGAAGCAUUAAGAGGACUCAUUUUGCACCAUUAUUUGUAUUUUUGUACACUCAGACAAGAUGCUCACUUUAUCAGCGCAGCAGAUUUAUUUUGUUGCACCUUACACUUUGAACACAUAUCGAAGGAUCACUAGUUACAGUUCAGCACACUGCUAGGGAAGGACUUUACUCUAUUCAUAGCUAACAGAAGUAGUAACUUUGACUGGAAUCAAUCUUGUCACAGUAUUUAGAGUUUUUUUAAUAAGUAAGGGCUCUAGGCGUCGACUAGUAACUCCGCCAAAAAAAAAAAAAAAAACGUCUCAGCAAACAAGAUUUCCGAAAAACACCUCUGCAGCCGGAGCGGCGCGCGCUCCGAGGGAGCCUCUUUGUGAUCCUGCCAACGUUUCUUUUAAUCCGCACUAGAUCGCAUUUAUGUCUCCCGGCAAUAAUUUAUAACGACGUGGUGUGACUGUCUCGUGUGUUUUGUUUUGCGAGUGCCAAGGAAGGAGUUAUUCAUCGCGGUCAAAGUGAUCAGUUGUUUGAAGUUCAUGUGCUAAAACCUCACUGAGCACUGUCUGUUCCGCAUCACAUUUCAGAAUGAGACCCUUUGUUCGCAGGAGGAUGUUGUUUUUUUUAACGUUGGUGACUCCGUUUGGAUUCAGGGAUGUUGCUGAAACUUUUUUUUGAACUAGGAAAAAUAUCACAAAUACGAUAUAAAAUGUCUUAAUCAAAGCUAUUGUUUAUAUGUAUGUGUGUGCGUGCAAGAAGACUUUGGCCAAUUAUUUCAACGUUUUUGAGAGGCGUUUUUCAUACAUGUGUUGUAACAUUUCACUGCUCUUCAUCUUUUCUUUAAUCCAAACUAAGCAAACUAACUACCAGUAAGCGGAGAAGAAGCACACUUUUAGGACUUUUAUACACUGAAGUAUCACUACUGUUGAAUCAGCCGCAACUGCUUUCCUACAUCACAAUGUCUGUGCUGCGUGUAUGUUUGCACAUAUUAACUGUAAAAAAACAAAGAGGCAAAAGAAGUUGAAUAAAGUCAAAAUAUUUCUCCUUGCUUCUUGACGAAUUCCCAGAGAUUCUGGAAGAAUAAAAGAUACCAACCUUGGUGUGUUGAAAUGCA
Molecule: messenger RNA, 3084 nt
Organism: Mugil cephalus (flathead mullet)
Lineage: Eukaryota; Metazoa; Chordata; Actinopteri; Mugiliformes; Mugilidae
Gene: atg4c
Product: autophagy related 4C, cysteine peptidase
Exons: 11
Coding region: 183-1697 (504 amino acids)
Molecular function (GO): protein-phosphatidylethanolamide deconjugating activity
Source: RefSeq, a predicted model, not a curated record